UGGAGUGCAUACACACACCGAUAUAUCGCGCAGCUAAUAGCGCCAGCGUAGCUCUCGAAUGCUGUGUAUGCAUAGUUGCGCACUGUAUAGUCAGUACAGAAUUCUAUACAGAAAGAGAGUAGUGUAGCAGUAGGAGCAGAGAGGCCACCAGCAUUGCAGCGUGAAUGAGAGAGCUGCUGCUGGCCUUCGAGCGACGAGUACGAGAAGAUGGCCGCUCGUGAUCGACUCGUUGGAACGUAGUGUGUCGCCAUUGUGUGCGGUGUGUCCGGUAGUGCGUGCGAGGAGGCCGCAUUGUGUCAUUGUGGUCAUCCUCGUCGUCGUCGUCAGGUUUAUCGCUCCAUCGAAACGAAAGGCCCAUACUCAUUGAUCUCUCUCUCUCUCACUCUUGCGUGCAGAGGACCACGGCAGGUGGAGAGAGAGAGAACGCGGAGCUCUACUCCGUCGGCCUACUCGUGCACUCUAUCUCUGUCUUUUGUUCUUGCGCGCCCUCUUCGCUUUUUACCCAAGCUCUCGUGUUAAGCUGAUAUAUAACGAGAGAGAGAGUGACACCUGGUGAACAACGACGCGAAGAGAAAUCGUAUUUAUUUCGCUUGUCGAGGGAAGCAUUGUUUUUUUUUUUAUACGAUAAAGCCGAAAGAUGCCGAGCGCUUCUUUCACGUCCUCGCGGAGCUACGUCAGGAGAUCGAGGAGGAAAGGUGCCAACCGAAUCCCCCUGCCCUCCAGGACGAGUUCGGCUGAACCAUGUGAUCUUCCAUGUGUGGCAUCAAAUCAGAUUCCUCCAGGUGGAGGAAUUGGAGGUGGAGGUAGAGGAUCAUCUCCUAGUGUAUCAGGAGUAGCUGCUCCUUCACCUUCACCAUCCCAUUCUCACUCAUCUCCAUAUGACCUAAGACGAAAAAGUCCACCGCAUCCAGAUCCAGCACCAGGAACAAGUUCAGCUUUACCUCCCUCAGGUGGAAAUAGUAUAUCAGCUGCUCUUGGAUCUUCAUCUCUUCCAGCAAGAAAACGGCCUAGAAGAACUUGCUCUUUAUCUACCGAUGGAACAAAUACAAACACAGCAGCGCACUACCUCCAAUAUGAGUUACCCGAUGAGGUUCUUCUCACAAUUUUCAAUUACCUAAUGGAACAGGAUCUGUGUAGGGUCUCACAAGUUUGCAAGCGUUUCCAGGUUAUAGCAAAUGAUACAGAACUCUGGAAGUCCCUCUAUCAGCAAGUCUAUGAAUAUGAUCUGCCUCUCUUUAAUCCUGCACCUUGCAAGUUUCAGUUUAUUUCUCCAGAUGAGUCAGAGUAUCCCAAUCCUUGGAAAGAGAGUUUUAGACAAUUGUAUAGAGGUGUACAUGUCCGACUCGGUUUCCAGGAUGUCAAACAAAAAGGCAGGAGUCUGCCAUAUUUUAAUACGAUCCAGGCAGCUUUAGAUUAUGUUGAUGAAUUUCGGAACAGCAGCAGCUCCUCUCCUAAUAGUAAUACUAGUAGUAUAACGAACAGUCAGGGAAAUUGUUGUGGGAGUGUUGCAAGUGGCACAGUUGGAGGGGGAAAUGGAGGAAAUAAUUCUUCACAAAAUACUGUUGAUGAUACGCCACAACAUCUCGUAUUCCUCCAUGCUGGCACGUACCGCGGCGAGUUCCUUGUUGUCGAUAGCGAUGUAGCGCUUAUAGGUGCCGCUCCUGGCAACGUUGCCGAAUCUGUUAUUUUAGAAAGAGAAAGCGAAUCAACAGUAACGUUUGUUGAAGGUGCAAAACGUGCCUAUGCUGGACACUUGACUCUUAAAUUCACUCCAGAUGCAGCGAGUACAGUUACGCAUCACAAACAUUACUGUCUCGAAGUUGGUGAAAAUUGUAGCCCAACAAUUGAUCACUGCAUUAUACGAAGCUCAAGUGUUGUGGGUGCAGCAGUUUGUGUAUCAGGUCUAGGGGCAAAUCCAAUCGUGAAAAACUGCGACAUCUCGGACUGUGAGAAUGUUGGAUUAUAUGUAACAGAUUAUGCACAGGGGACGUAUGAAGACAACGAGAUAUCGCGUAAUGCACUCGCAGGCAUUUGGGUUAAAAAUUUUGCAAAUCCAAUUAUGCGACGAAAUCAUAUACAUCACGGUCGGGAUGUCGGUAUCUUUACUUUUGAUAACGGACUUGGUUACUUUGAAGCUAAUGAUAUCCAUAAUAAUCGUAUUGCGGGGUUUGAAGUGAAAGCUGGAGCAAAUCCUACGGUAGUGCACUGCGAAAUUCAUCACGGUCAAACAGGUGGCAUCUAUGUUCAUGAAACUGGUAUGGGCCAAUUCAUUGAUAACAAGAUACAUUCUAAUAACUUUGCCGGUGUAUGGAUUACUUCCAAUUCUAAUCCUACUAUUCGGAGGAAUGAAAUUUACAAUGGACACCAGGGUGGCGUUUAUAUAUUCGGCGAGGGAAGGGGUCUUAUUGAACACAACGAUAUAUACGGAAAUGCGCUGGCCGGUAUCCAAAUUAGGACGAAUUCGGACCCCAUCGUCCGACAUAAUAAGAUUCAUCACGGUCAACACGGAGGUAUCUAUGUACACGAAAAGGGGCAAGGACUGAUCGAAGAAAACGAGGUAUUUGCUAAUACGCUUGCCGGCGUCUGGAUAACAACAGGUUCGACGCCGGUACUUCGAAGAAAUAGGAUCCACAGUGGUAAGCAGGUCGGCGUUUAUUUUUACGAUAACGGACAUGGCAAACUGGAGGACAACGACAUUUUCAAUCAUCUAUAUUCGGGAGUACAAAUAAGAACUGGAAGUAACCCUGUUAUAAGAGGUAACAAAAUAUGGGGUGGCCAAAAUGGUGGUGUUUUAGUUUAUAAUAGUGGUUUAGGUUUAUUAGAACAAAAUGAAAUUUUUGAUAAUGCAAUGGCAGGCGUUUGGAUAAAAACAGAUAGCAACCCAACACUAAAGCGAAACAAGAUAUUUGAUGGUCGAGAUGGAGGUAUUUGCAUAUUUAAUGGUGGUAAAGGUGUUUUAGAAGAAAACGAUAUAUUUAGGAAUGCACAAGCAGGUGUUCUUAUAUCGACACAGUCGCAUCCGGUGCUAAGAAGGAAUCGAAUUUUUGAUGGUCUAGCAGCAGGAGUUGAAAUAACUAAUAAUGCUACUGCCACUUUAGAAUUUAAUCAAAUAUUUCAUAAUAGGUUUGGCGGCUUAUGUUUAGCAAGCGGCGUGCAACCUACAAUAAGAGGAAACAAAAUUUUUGAUAAUCAAGAUGCAGUUGAAAAAGCAGUAGGCAAUGGACAGUGUCUUUAUAAAAUAUCAUCUUAUACUUCAUUUCCAAUGCAUGACUUUUAUCGAUGUCAAACAUGUAAUACUACUGAUCGAAAUGCUAUUUGCGUUAAUUGUAUAAAAACUUGCCACGCUGGUCAUGAUGUGGAGUUCAUUCGCCAUGAUAGAUUUUUUUGCGACUGUGGAGCUGGAACUUUGAGCAAUCAGUGUCAACUUCAAGGUGAACCGACACAGGAUACUGAUACACUUUACGAUAGCGCUGCCCCCAUGGAAUCACAUACACUUAUGGUUAACUAGGAUCUAACUUAAAAAAAAUCACAUCAGCCCUCUCGUUUAAGUCAUCGCGUGUAAGUUCAUCGCGUUACAAAUAAAAUAAUAAAUCAAAUGGCGCCGUGAGUUAUUGCAGGGCUUUUCGCCGACUUCCCGAGUACAGAGUGUUUAAAUAGAUAUGUGUACACGUACAGAUCGAAAGGUUCUGCGAUUCAUUAAAAAAUGACAAAGUUAUAUAUACAUAGUGAACAACGCGUAUAA
Messenger RNA from Ceratosolen solmsi marchali, 3742 nucleotides. It is a transcript of the gene FBXO11, whose product is annotated as F-box protein 11. Gene Ontology annotation, molecular function: protein binding; zinc ion binding. Gene Ontology annotation, biological process: regulation of apoptotic process; ubiquitin-dependent protein catabolic process. The record is from RefSeq and is a predicted model, not a curated record. Bases 638 to 3508 code for a protein of 956 amino acids. NCBI's taxonomy places the organism in Eukaryota, Metazoa, Arthropoda, Insecta, Hymenoptera, Agaonidae. The transcript has 9 exons.